Molecule: messenger RNA, 14517 nt
Organism: Coregonus sp. 'balchen'
Lineage: Eukaryota; Metazoa; Chordata; Actinopteri; Salmoniformes; Salmonidae
Source: the annotation of a GenBank genome assembly
AUGGCUCAACUGCCUCCGGUUGGCCACGAGGAGUUCUAUUCUAUCUUGGCAGCCAAUGAGGACAUGGUGUUUAUGCACGUGGAUGAACCAGGAGGUCAGUCAAUAGCCUAUACUGUGUUCUUUUUUCCACACAAUGUCACUCUAGUUAACCAUGUUGGAGAGAACCCUAACAGAACCAAUGUUGUCUCCUCAUCCUGUCACUCUAGUUAACCAUGUUGGAGAGAACCCUAACAGGACCAAUGUUGGUUCUCAUCCUGUUCACUCUAGUUAACCAUGUUGGAGAGAACCCUAACAGGACCAAUGUUGUCUCCUCAUCCUGUCACUCUAGUUAACCAUGAUGGAGAGAACCCUAACAGGACCAAUGUUGUCUCCUCAUCCUGUCACUCUAGUUAACCAUGUUGGAGAGAACCCUAACAGGACCAAUGUUGUCUCCUCAUCCUGUCACUCUAGUUAACCAUGAUGGAGAGAACCCUAAACAGGACCAAUGUUGUUCCUCAUCCUGUCACUCUAGUUAACCAUGAUGGAGAGAACCCUAACAGGACCAAUGUUGUUCAUCCGUCACUCUAGUUAACAUGUUGGAGAGAACCUAAUAGGACCAAUGUUGUUCCUCACCCUGUCACUCUAGUUAACCCAUGUUGGAGGGGGACCCUAACAGGAACCAAUGUUGUCUCCUCAUCUGUCACUCUAGUUAACCAUUUUGGAGGAAACCCAACAGGACCAAUGUUGUCCCCUUCAUCCUGUCACUCUAGUAACCAUGUUGGAGAGAAACCCUAACAGGACCAAUGUUGUUCCUAUCCUGUCACUCUAGUUAACCAUGAUGGAGAGAACCCUAACAGGACCAAGUUGUCUAUCCUGUCACUCUAGUUAACCAUGUUGGAGAGAACCCUAACAGGACCAAUGUUGUCUCCUCAUCCUGUCACUCUAGUUAACCAUGAUGGAGAGAACCCUAACAGGACCAAUGUUGUCUCCUCAUCCUGUCACUCUAGUUAACCAGUUGGAGAGAACCCUAACAGAACCAAAUGUUGUCCCCUAAACCGGGUCACCUAGUUAACCAUGUUGGAGAAAACCCCUAACAGGACCCAAUUUUUGUUCUCAUCCUGUUCACUCUAGUUAACCAUGAUGGAGAGAAACCCUAACGGGAAACCAAUGUUGUCUCCUCAUCCUGUCACUCUAGUUAACCAUGAUGGAGAGAACCCUAACAGGACCAAUGUUGUCCCCCACCCUGUCAUUAGUUAACCAUGAUGGAGAGAACCCUAACAGGACCAAUGUUGUCCCCUCAUCCUGCACUCUAGUUAACCAUGAUGGAGAGAAACCCUAACAGGACCAAUGUUGUCCCCUCACCCUGUACUCUAGUAACCAUUUUGGAGAGAACCCUAAAAGAACCAAAUUUGUUUGUCUAUCCUGUCAUGCCCUCUGUAUCCCUUAUUUCUUCUCUGUUCCUGUCUUCCUCUACUAAGCUAUAUGGAAAUGUAAGACCCCUUGAAGUAUAUAUAAAAAAUAAAAAAAUAAAAUUCAUGAAAUGUUUUGGGGGGCCUCAUUUGCUAUUAGCCCAUACAAACACAUUGCAUAACAGAUUCAUUACAUGGAACGACUUUGUCAUCUCUUAAAUAGUUCUCCUUUAGUUUAUAAAUGUAUCAUAACUUGGUUCUUUGUCUCCAGACACUUGCCAUGUCUCCUCUCUUCCUCUGCUUCACUUUUCUCCAUUGUUGAUCUAUUCUAAUGAAGUUCACUGUGACCUAAUCCUUUAUGUCUCUCUACACUGGCUUUGGCACCAUCUAUGUGUCAGAUGACAGAGGCGCUGUUUAAGUUCCCUUCUUCUGGUACUUAUCCCUGUUUGUCUUUACUUCCUCCCUUGCUUCAGAACCCCGUUUACCCAAAAAGGAACCCAAAUUGUAACGGUUACCGGGGGACCCCAGGUCCCAAAAGGUACCCCUCCGGUUUAACUCGGAAAAAAUUAUUAAUCCCCUGUUAAUGGUACUCCCCGCUUUAGUACUUACUAAUGUUUUCCAAUUCCUCGAAUUUCCCCUCCUAAAUUUUGGGGGCCCACCUUUUAGUAACUCCUGCCCAAACCCCCGGGGCCCCAAACCCAGGGAAGGCGAAACGAAACCCCCGGACGAACCGGAAAGGCCCCGAAGUAAACCAAGGGAGAAAACCGAACAGUGAUAAUACGGAAACCCCGUUCCUUCAUCCUGUAUCUACUCCCCUUUAUUUCCCUGGGUUUUCUCUCUCCACCUCUCGUACUUCCCCCUGUUCUUUCCCCCCUGUAAAUCUCCUCCCUGUUUCCUCUCCCUGUUCCUUUCCCUCCUCUCGUACUCUCCUCCCCUGUUCCUCUACUCUCGUCCCCUUUCCCCGUUCUUCCUCCCUUUGUACUCUCAUCCGGGUUUCCUCUCCUUGGAUCUCCUCCUGUUCCUCUCUUCUGGAAAUCUCUCCCCUGUCUCUCCUCCUCUGACUCCUGCUUCCCUCCGUCUCUCCCCUCUGUUUUCGUAAAUUUCCCGGCCUCACCUCCCCUGGCCCCGCUCUCGGAAGGAAAAGGUUGGGAAAAAGAGGGAAAAAACCCCAAAGAAGAACCCAAAAAACCCCUUUUCCGAACUUGAACCCCCCUCUUCAUACUCAGUACGAAAUGUUAACCCCUGUUAUUCGUUAACAGUUAUACUGUCCUCCCCGUUCCUUCUAUCCUACCCAAAGUACUCCCAAACCCGUUUCUUGUACGUUUUAAAUUUUCCUAUUUAAACCCUCGUUUCCCUUUCCCCCGUACUUCCCCCGGGAAUCUAGGAAAUUUCCCUUUUUUUUUCCCUUCUCCCUCUCUUUCCCCGUCCCUUAUCCUUUAUCCUUUCCCCCUGUUCCUCUCUCCUCCGUCUUCCCUGUAUCUUAUCUUUUGGAAUUCCCACUUUCCUUCUCCCAGUUUUGCCUCCGUGUAAUACCCGUUCCUCUCUCUCCUCUACACCCCCCGGGGCCCCCUCUUCACCACGUAUUCCUUUUCAGUACGUGAAUACAGCUCUUCUCCUAUAUGUCCCCAGACACAGGCUUUGGCAGCAUCUACGUGUCAGAUGACAGAGGGACAGUGUAUUCCAAGUCUCUGGAGCGUCACCUCUACACCACCACAGGGGGCGACACUGACUUCACCAACGUUACCUCUCUACGAGGAGUCUUCAUCACCAGUAUACUGGCAGAGGGUAGGGACUACUACACACACACACACACACACACACACACACACACACACACACACCUGCUUUAAAUUCCCCAACAGUUAGAACAGCCCUGAGAUGGGGAAGAAAGGGAGUUCCAAAGGCGUGGGAGGAAAAGGUCACAUGACCGUGUCCCAGACGCCUGUUCCUCAGACUACGGUGUAUUAUUGCCAUAGCAGGAUGUACGACUUUCAUUAGCCUGUUCAGUGUGAGAUCAGCUGCAUGUCUACAGCAGAGAUACACUGGAUUAUAUCUAUAUGGCUCUCAGAAUAACCUCUGUCUCAUCGUUGUGUUGUUGUCCAGACGGCUCGGUGCAGUCCGUGGUGUCCUUCGACCAGGGAGGGGAAUGGGUGCCCCUGCAGAAGCCUGACAACACCAAGUGUGACUCCACAGCUAAAGACCCCAACAUGUGCAGUCUCCACAUCCACGCAGCUUACAGCACGGCUAUGAAGCUGAACGUCCCCAUGCUGCCUCUCAGUGAACCAAACGCUGUAGGACUCAUCAUGGCUCACGGUAAAUCACACACGCAGGGAUUCACGCACACGCACACGCACACGCACGCGCAAACACACACACACACACACACACACACACACAUCUUCUUCUCCUCAUUAACAUGUUCAUGACUGUUUCAAUUUGGCUAAGCAAAAAGGCCAGGCCAUUGCCGGUGUCUGGGCGAGCGUUAACACUCAGGGUUCAAGUCUCGACUAGCCACUAAUCUGUGGCUCACUCCCAUAAUCUAUCUAAAAGGCAUAUAUUAUAUUAUUACUAAUAAAUUAGUUUGACACCCCUGUAAUAAUAUAAUAUAUGCCAGUCGCAGACACUUUAACCCAAAGCGACUUAUUGAUGCAUGCAUACAUUUCUUACGUACGGUUGGUACCGGGUAUCGAACCCACUAUCCUGGCGUUGCAAGCGCCAUGCUUUACCAACUGAACUACAGAGGACCAUGCUCUACCAACUGAACUACAGAGGACCAUGCUUUACCAACUGAACUACAGAGGACCAUGCUCUACCAACUGAACUACAGAGGACCAUGUUCUACCAACUGAACUACAGAGGACCAUGCUCUACCAACUGAACUACAGAGGACCAUGCUCUACCAACUGAACUACAGAGGACCAUGCUCUACCAACUGAACUACAGAGGACCAUGCUCUACCAACUGAACUACAGAGGACCAUGCUCUACCAACUGAACUACAGAGGACCAUGUUCUACUAACUGAACUACAGAGGACCAUGUUCUACCAACUGAACUACAGAGGACCAUGCUCUACUAACUGAACUACAGAGGACCAUGCUCUACCAACUGAACUACAGAGGACCAUGUUCUACCAACUGAACUACAGAGGACCAUGCUCUACCAACUGAACUACAGAGGACCAUGUUCUACCAACUGAACUACAGAGGACCAUGCUCUACCAACUGAACUACAGAGGACCAUGCUCUACCAACUGAACUACAGAGGACCAUGCUCUACCAACUGAACUACAGAGGACCAUGCUCUACCAACUGAACUACAGAGGACCAUGCUCUACCAACUGAACUACAGAGGACCAUGCUCUACCAUCUGAACUACAGAGGACCAUGUUCUACUAACUGAACUACAGAGGACCAUGUUCUACCAACUGAACUACAGAGGACCAUGUUCUACCAACUGAACUACAGAGGACCAUGCUCUACCAACUGAACUACAGAGGACCAUGUUCUACCAACUGAACUACAGAGGACCAUGCUCUACCAACUGAACUACAGAGGACCACCAAUAUACCAUUUUCAAAGCAGUGGUGUCUAAUAGGUACAGUUGAAGUCGGAAGUUUACAUACACCUUAGCCAAAUACAUUUCAACUCAGUUUUUCACAAUUCCUGACAUUUAAUCCUAGUAAAGAUUCCCUGUCUUAGGUCAGUUAGGAUCACCACUUUAUUUUAAGAAUGUGAAAUGUCAGAAUAAUAGUAGAGAGAAUGAUUUAUUUCAGCUUUUAUUUCUUUCAUCACAUUCCCAGUGGGUCAGAAAUGUACAUACACUCAAUUAGUAUUUGGUAGCAUUGCUUUUAAAUUGUUUAACUUGGGUCAAACGUUUCAGGUAGCCUUCCACAAGCUUCCCAUAAUAGGUUGGGUGAAUUCUGGCCCAUUCCUCCUGACAGAGCUCGUGUAACUGAGUCAGGUUUGUAGGCCUCCUUGCUCGCACACGCUUUUUCAGUUCUACCCACAAAUUGAGGUCAGGGCUUUGUGAUGGCCACUCCAAUACCUUGACUUUGUUGUCCUUAAGCCAUUUUUCCACAACUUUGGAAGUAUGCUUGGGGUCAUUGUCCAUUUGGAAGACCAAUUUGUGACCAAGCUUUAACUUCCUGACUGAUGUCUUGAGAUGUUGCUUCAAUAUAGCCACAUACUUUUCCUUCCUCAUGAUACCAUCUAUUUUGUGAAGUGCAACAGUCCCUCCUGCAGCAAAGCACCCCCACAGCAUGAUGCUGCCACCCCCGUACUUCACGGCUGGGAUGGUGUUCUUCAGCUUGCAAGGUACCCCCUUUUUCCUCCAAACAUAACGAUGGUCAUUAUGGCCAAACAGUUCUAUUUUUGUUUCAUCAGACCAAGUACGACCUUUGUCCCCAUGUGCAGUUGAAAACCGUAGUCUGGCUUUUUAUGGCGGUUUCGGAGCAGUGGCUUCUUCCUUGCUGAGCAGCCUUUCAGGUUAUGUCGAUAUAGGACUCGUUUUACUGUGGAUAUAGAUACUUUUGUACCUGUUUCCUCCAGCAUCUUCACAAGGUCCUUUGCUUUUGUUCUGGGAUUGAUUUGCACUUUUCACACCAAAGUACGUUCAUCUCUAGGAGACAGAAUGCGUCUCCUUCCUGAGCGGUAUGACGGCUGCGUGGUCCCAUGGUGUUUAUACUUGCGUACUAUUGUUUGUACAGAUGAACGUGGUACCUUCAGGCGUUUGGAAAUUGCUCCCAAGGAUGAACCAGACUUGUGGUGGUCUACAAUUGUUUUUCUGAGGUCUUGGCUGACUUCCUUUGAUUUCCCCAUGAUGUCAAGCAAAGAGGCACUGAGUUUGAAGGUAGGCCUUGAAAUACAUCCACAGGUACACCUCCAAUUGACUCAAAUGAUGUCAAUUAGCCUAUCAGAAGCUUCUAAAGCCAUGACGUCAUUUUCUGGAAUAUUCAAAGCUGUUUAAAGGCACAGUCAAUUUAGUGUAUGUAAACUUCUGACCCACUGGAAUUGUGAUACAGUGAAUUAUAAGUGAAAUAAUCUGUCUGUAAACAAUUGUUGGAAAAAUUACUUGUGUCAUGCACAAAGUAGAUGUCCUAACCGACUUGCCAAAACUAUAGUUUGUUAACAAGAAAUGUGUGGAGUGGUUGAAAAAACAAGUUUUAAUGACUCCAACCUAAAUGUAUGUAAACUUCCGACUUCAACUGUAGUUAGUGGUGUCUAAUAGGUAGUCAGCUCACCUCAUCCUUAGAGAAUGAUUACAUUUUUUAAUUAAGUAAUUUAUUUAUGUGCACACAAGAAAAUACAAGAUAAUGUGAUGAUGAGGGUUUAAAAGGCAAAUAGCGUUUGCAGGAGAGGUAGAAAACCCUGAGGGCCCUGUAAGGCUCUUUAGCCUUUUAAAAUGAUUAAACUUGGAUUAGCAAACACAACGUGCCAUUGGAAACACAGGACUGAUGGUUGCUGAUAAUGGGCCUCUCUACGCCUAUGUAGAUAUUCCAUUAAAGAUCAGCCGUUUCCAGUUAUAAUAGCCAUUUACAACAUUAACAAAUGUCUACACUCUAUUUCUGAUAAAUUUAAUGUUAUUUUAAUGGACCAAAAAAAUUGCUUUUCUUUCGAAAACAAGGACAUUUCUAAGUGACCCCAAACUUUUGAAAGGUAGUGUGUGUGUGUAUAUAGACGUUUCAAUCAGAUGCACACCGAACAAACCGGCACCAAGAACUAUCAGCCAGGCAGCACCACAACAGCCGACCCUGUUUCCCAGGGGUUUGUACUUCAGGAAGGUUACCGGGUGGAUCCCUGCCAGAUAGCGCUCCACACAGAUACAGCUUUGAAACAGGGGUCGACCAGUGAACAACAGACCCAUACCAAAUGCUGCAAGACGUGAGACUGCAGGUGUUUUGAUGUGUAUGCUGACAAUGAAGAAGACAGAAGCCAGGCAGAAGAUGACGUCGGACACGGCCAGGUUGAGAGAGAAGAACCCUUGAGGCCAUUGUCCCUCCCGCUCCGGUCACGAUCAGCCUCAGGACAUAGCCAUCGGUGGGGACACUCAGGAUGAGAUUGAUUGCGCAGGAAGCAGUGUUGAUGGAUGUGCCUUUUGCAUGGAGGGCAGCUACUGAAGUUCUGUUAUGUCUCUGAGAUGUUCAUGUCUUCACCUUCAGGAUUGGUGUGUAUGCUUCUACAAUGAUAAAGAGUUGUUACUAGGAGUUUUUCCUGUUGCAAUGGCACAGUAAAACAUUUAUCGAUCAAAGGAAUCAAGAUUGGGGUCAAUUCCAUUUCUACUCAGUCAAUUAAGGAAAUCGAUCAAUAUCAGAAAAUGAUAUGACACUUAAUGUCUUAUUCAACACAUCUGAUGAAAUUAUCCAAAUUCUGCGAAACGAGCAUUUCCCCCAUUUUGUUUUUUACGUUCGAUAAGAACUGGGUUUAAAUACAUGUGUAUUUGAUUAUUAGUUAUUUAAAUACUUAUUUUCUGUGUAUUUGAGUAUUUUCAAAUAAUGUGGACCGAAUCACCUACUUCUGUUGGAAGUAUUUUAAAAUCAUUUCCUAGAAAUAACCAACUUUUUCAAAAUAUUUCCAUAUACAUUAUUUUAAAUACAGGGUUUAAAUGCAGCACAGUUUGUAUUUGGAUAAAUACUGUGUGUAUUUUAGUAUUUUCAAAUACAUGCAAAUACUUUCCAAGUGUAAUUCCAAACAUUCAACUACUUGUGUUUAAACAAAAAUAUAUCCAAUUAUUUAUAAUAAUAAUAAUAAUAAUAUGCCACUUAGCAGACGCUUUUAUCCAAAGCGACUUGCAGUCGUGCGUGCAUACAUUUUAUACGUAUGGGUGGUCCCGGGGAUCGAACCCACUACCCUGGCGUUACAGGCGCCAUGCUCUACCAGCUGAGCUACAGAGGACCACACUAACAAAUGUCUUGCAUUUACUAACAAAUGUCUUGGAAAGUUAUUGAAAUACCCUAAAUGGUAUUUGAACCCAGGUCUGAACCCAGGUCUGAAUUGGAGACAAAUUCUGAGAUAAAAGGAACACAUCUGAAUGGACGGAGUUCUCCUCUGGUCUGGAAAGUGUAGAACUGAUGUUACAUUGACAAGCUGAAGCUGAUUGUGUGCUGCAAACACACACACACACACACACACACACACACACACACACACACACCUGUGUCACUCCACUCUUGCUGGCCUGCCAUCACCUUGAUGGACCACACCUGGCUGGCAUGCAAAUGUUGACAUGCAAAAUGUAAUCGAUGUCGCACCACUAAGUGACUGUGAUUAUGAUUGAAGAGGAUAUGCCGUGCAGUGUGCUAUGGAUGUGUUAUGGAUAGGGCUGUGAUUCUUCCUGACAGGUCAAAUGGUGCAGAAGGUAUACCAUCUAAUGUUAUUUAAACGGAUUGGUAAAUCUAUUUUUGGACUUUUAAAUUAAUGAUAUACUGUAUAGAAAUUGAUUCUUGAAGAAUAUACAGUAACUUAUAAAUAGUUCAACUAUCAGAUGACUGGGGCUACACCUUGCUGUCUAUUUAUUUGACCUCUGACCUCUAACCUCUCCACUCUGACCCUUAACCCUCAGGGAGUGUGGGCGAUGCCAUCUCUGUGAUGAAGCCUGACGUAUUCGUGUCCGAUGACGGGGGCUACACCUGGCUCCAGGCCCUGAAGGGACCUCACCACUAUGCCAUCCUGGACUCUGGAGGACUACUGGUGGCUGUGGAGCACUCUGCUCAGCCCAUCAAAGACAUCAAGUACGUCUGUGUGUCAAAAGAAAGGCUCUGGUCAAAAGUAGUGUACAAUAUAGGGAAUAGGCCAGGUCGUCAUUUCAGACACCGAUUAUGCAGGAGAGGCGAUGCUGGUAGCCUGGAUGCCAGUCUCAGACUAUUCUGCUGUAAGACAUACUGGUACCCAGGCUAGAAUGCAGAGGCCAAAAAAGAAAGAAGGAAACCACUAAAACAUACGAUAAAACACAUUAUGGCAAUUGUGCUGACGUAGGAUAUGUGUUCUUUCCUGUCAGGUUUUCCACAGACGAGGGCCAGUGCUGGCAUGUUCACCAGUUCACUAGCGACCCCAUCCACUUCACAGGGCUAGCGUCGGAGCCGGGGGCGAGGUCCAUGAACGUCAGUGUCUGGGGCUACAGAGAUGCUCUGCUCAGUCAGUACUGGGUAUCCGUCACCAUCGACUUCAGAGAGCUGCUCACUAGAGACUGUGAGUACCAGUACUAGUAAUACCAUGGGAUACAGUUACUGUGUAGGCUAAUGGCAAACCAACCAUUUACAUUUACAUUUUAGUCAUUUAGCAGACGCUCUUAUCCAGAGCGACUUACAGGAGCAAUUAGGGUUAAGUGCCUUGCUUAAGGGCACAUCGACAGAUUUUUCACCUAGUCGGCUCGGGGAUUAGAACCAGCGACCUUUCGGUCUUACCCACUAAGCUACCUGCCGCCCCCCAACCAGGCUAAACGUGAUGUGAUAUAGACAUGCAUUAUAACACUGAGUACCCAGUACCUAGACAUGCAUUAUAACACUGAGUACCCAGUACCUAGACAUGCAUUAUAACACUGAGUACCCAGUACCUAGACAUGCAUUAUAACACUGAGUACCCAGUACCUAGACAUGCAUUAUAACACUGAGUACCCAGUACCUAGACAUGCAUUAUAACACUAUGAGUACCCAGUACCUAGACAUGCAUUAUAACACUGAGUACCCAGUACCUAUACAUGCAUUAUGACACUGAGUACCCAGUACCCAGAAAUGCAUUAUAACACUAUGAGUACCCAGUACCUAGACAUGCAUUAUAAUACUAUGAAUACCCAGUACCAGGGAAUAAAGCUGCUGUAUGAGACGGCUCCCUGGUCUCCAGCACGUCACAGGUCUGUGUUAGCCCACUGAACUAAAGCCUCAUGCAGACUCAUGUCUGUUUCUCAGGUGAGGACCAGGACUACGUGCAGUGGCUGGCGCACUCUGAUGACAUCAGCGACCCUAACGACGGCUGUAUGUUGGGUUAUAAGGAGAAGUUCCUGCGUCUGAGGAAGGCCUCCGUCUGCUGGAACGGACGGGACUAUGAGGUCAACAAGCAACCCACCCCCUGCCCCUGCACCCUGGAUGACUUCCAAUGGUGAGUAGUGUAGUCAUGAAUCUGUUCCGAUAUCCACACUAGUAUACUACCUAGGACCAAGUGUUGUAUUGGGCAUGCAUUCUAAGUGGUAUGGUAGUAUGGAGAUGGGAACUUAGCCACAAUGAUUUAAAGUUGGGCGAACUUUACCGUCUGCUACAUAUGUUUCAGUCAGCUACAGUACAUUGUGGUGGUCACCCUAGCUCCAGUACAUUGUGGUGGUCACCCUAGCUCCAGUACAUUGUGGUGGUCACCCUAGCUCCAGUACACUGUGGUGGUCACCCUAGCUACAGUACACUGUGGUGGUCACCCUAGCUCCAGUACACUGUGGUGGUCACCCUAGCUCCAGUACACUGUGGUGGUCACCCUAGCUCCAGUACAUUGUGGUGGUCACCCUAGCUACAGUACACUGUGGUGGUCACCCUAGCUACAGUACACUGUGGUGGUCACCCUAGCUACAGUACAUUGUGGUGGUCACCCUAGCUCCAGUACAUUGUGGUGGUCACCCUAGCUCCAGUACAUUGUGGUGGUCACCCUAGCUCCAGUACAUUGUGGUGGUCACCCUAGCUCCAGUACACUGUGUUGGUCACCCUAGCUACAGUACACUGUGGUGGUCACCCUAGCUACAGUACACUGUGGUGGUCACCCUAGCUACAGUACAUUGUGGUGGUCACCCUAGCUACAGUACACUGUGGUGGUCACCCUAGCUCCAGUACACUGUGGUGGUCACCCUAGCUCCAGUACAUUGUGGUGGUCACCCUAGCUCCAGUACAUUGUGGUGGUCACCCUAGCUACAGUACAUUGUGGUGGUCACCCUAGCUACAGUACACUGUGGUGGUCACCCUAGCUCCAGUACAUUGUGGUGGUCACCCUAGCUCCAGGCAGAAUAGUAAUUGUUCAACUUUUUUCAACACCACUAACUGUGCUGUCUGCCUGCUGUCCCUGUCUGUCUGUCUGCCUGCCUGCCUGCCUGCCUGCCUGCCUGCCUGCCUGCCUGCCUGCCUGCCUGCCUGCCUGCCUGCCUGCCUGCCUGCCUGCCUGCCUGCCUGCCUGCCUGCCUGCCUGUCUGUCUGUCUGUCUGUCUGUCUGUCUAACCUGCUCCACGCUGCCCCCCUGCAGUGACUUUGGGUACUAUCGUAAAGAGAACAGCCCCGAGUGUGUGGAGCAGCCGGACCUGAAGGGCCACGUUCUGGAGUUCUGUCUGCAGGGCAAGAAGGAGUUACUGCAGACCAGAGGGUAAGGCUUUAGUCUCUCUGUUCCAACCUGGAUCUCCUGCGCUGCGCUUUACAAGACUGUGUUAGCCACUGAGCUAAAGUCUAGGAAUUAGCUUGGGGAGCUAACACAAGUCUACCGGUCUCAGACAAGGUAACUAAUCAGACAAAGCUACUCAUUACAGUGUGGAUCAUCGAAUCACCUCCACUAAGAUACUCUCUGUGUGACCAUGACUGACCACUAACCAUGCCCUCCUGGUCCACAGCUAUAGGAAAAUCCCUGGGGAUAAGUGUGAGGGAGGAACUCAGCCGGAGAGGAAAGAGAUCGACCUCAGUAUGAGGUGUGUCAGUGACCUGCUGGGACCGCAGGAUCUACUGGUGAGUAGAGAUGGCCACUGGUUCUCACUGGUCUUCAGUGGUCCACACUGGUUCUCACUGGUCUUCAGUGGUCCACACUGGUUCUCGCUGGUCCUGUUCUAGAAUGUCAAAAAAUAAUAGAAGGAAGACCUUGCAUAACAUUUAUUGAAUUUGACAACUUACGUAACAAGGGCAGUUUGAACGUGGAAUCACUUAAACAUUUUGGAAGAGUUGAUCUGACUCCCUAUGUAUACAGCAUGACGACGAUGGAAGAUCUGACUCUCUAUGUAUACAGCAUGACGACGAUGGAAGAUCUGACUCCCUAUGUAUACAGCAUGACGACGAUGGAAGAUCUGACUCUCUAUGUAUACAGCAUGACGACGAUGGAAGAUCUGACUCUCUAUGUAUACAGCAUGACGACGAUGGAAGAUCUGACUCUCUAUGUAUACAGCAUGACGACGAUGGAAGAUCUGACUCUCUAUGUAUACAGCAUGACGACGAUGGAAGACUGACUCUAUGAAGGAAGAUCUGACUCUCUAUGUAUACAGCAUGACGACGAUGGAAGAUCUGACUCUCUAUGUAUACAGCAUGACGACGAUGGAAGAUCUGACUCUCUAUGUAUACAGCAUGACGACGAUGGAAGAUCUGACUCUCUAUGUAUACAGCAUGACGACGAUGGAAGAUCUGAUCUCUCUAUGUAUACAGCAUGACGACGAUGGAAGAUCUGACUCUCUAUGUAUACAGCAUGACGACGAUGGAAGAUCUGACUUCUAUGUAUACAGCAUGACGACGAUGGAAGAUCUGACUCUCUAUGUAUACAGCAUGACGACGAUGGAAGAUCUGACUCUCUAUGUAUACAGCAUGACGACGAUGGAAGAUCUGACUCUCUAUGUAUACAGCAUGACGACGAUGGAAGAUCUGACUCUCUAUGUAUACAGCAUGACGACGAUGGAAGAUCUGACUCUAUGUAUACAGCAUGACGACGAUGGAAGAUCUGACUCUCUAUGUAUACAGCAUGACGACGAUGGAAGAUCUGACUCUCUAUGUAUACAGCAUGACGACGAUGGAAGAGUUGAUCUGUCUCUCUAUGUAUACAGCAUGACGACGAUGGAAGAUCUGACUCUCUAUGUAUACAGCAUGACGACGAUGGAAGAUCUGACUCUCUAUGUAUACAGCAUGACGACGAUGGAAGAUCUGACUCUCUAUGUAUACAGCAUGACGACGAUGGAAGAUCUGACUCUCUAUGUAUACAGCAUGACGACGAUGGAAGAUCUGACUCUCUAUGUAUACAGCAUGACGACGAUGGAAGAGUUGAUCUGACUCUCUAUGUAUACAGCAUGACGACGAUGGAAGAUCUGACUCUCUAUGUAUACAGCAUGACGACGAUGGAAGAUCUGACUCUCUAUGUAUACAGCAUGACGACGAUGGAAGAUCUGACUCUCUAUGUAUACAGCAUGACGACGAUGGAAGAGUUGAUCUGUCUCUCUAUGUAUACAGCAUGACGACGAUGGAAGAGUUGGUCUGACUCUCUCUCUCUCUCUGUAUCUCUCCCCUCCUACAGACGGACGGCCAUCUGUCCAGCUCUGCACCCAUCGUAGUGACGGUUCUAAUCAUUUUGCUACUCAGUAUCGUAGCUGGGGUCCUCUUCAUCAAGAAGUACGUCUGCGGUGGAAGGUCAGUACAGCAACUGUCUUUAUGAUUCAGUAUGCUGUUGUUGUUUAGAUCAGUACAUAGCAAACCAAGCUAUACUGUUGUUGUUGUUGUUGUUGUUUAGAUCAGUACAUAGCAAACCAAGCUGUACUGUUGUUGUUGUUGUUGUUUAGAUCAGUACAUAGCAAACCAAGCUGUACUGUUGUUGUUUUAAGAUCAGUACAUAGCAAACCAAGCUGUACUGUUGUUGUUGUUGUUGUUUAGAUCAGUACAUAGCAAACCAGCUAUACUGUUGUUGUUUAGAUCACAGCUGUUGUUGUUUAAGAUCACAGCUGUUGUUGGUGUUGUUUAAGAUCAGAGCUGUUGUUGUUUAAUAUCCGAGCUGUUGUUGUUUAAGAUCUGAGCUGUUGUUGUUUAAUAAUAAUAAUAAUAUAAUAUAUAAUAAUCUGAGCUGUUGUUGUUGUUGUUGUUUAAGAUCAGAGCUGUUGUUGUUUAAGAUCAGAGCUGUUGUUGAUGUUGUUGUUUAAGACCAGAGCUGUUGUUGUUGUUGUUGUUUUAGAUCAGAGCCGGUUACUCAUGCAAACCAAGUGAAAAACUGAAAAUAUCUGAGCCAGCACCGUUUGGUUCUGGUUGGCACAAUGAUGUGUGAAAAGGUUGCAAGUGGCUCAGAGUGUGUUUUGAUUGGCUCCCCCAGGUUCCUGGUACACAGGUACUCAGUCCUACAGCAGCAUGCUGAGGCCCAGGGAGACGGAGUAGACGAGUCACUAGAUAGCAACCACACUCAGGCUGGCAACAAGACCGGCUGCCACGACGAUUCAGACGAG